Bipolaris oryzae ATCC 44560 is the source of this 330-nucleotide messenger RNA. RefSeq lists its product as uncharacterized. Lineage: Eukaryota; Fungi; Ascomycota; Dothideomycetes; Pleosporales; Pleosporaceae. Bases 1 to 330 code for a protein of 109 amino acids. The record is from RefSeq and is a predicted model, not a curated record. The transcript is spliced from 2 exons.
AUGGCGGCUCCAGAUCAGUCAACUAUUAUACCUGCUGCCACUGGUGGCUCUCCCCAACGCGACGAUAACGAUGCUACAUCUUCACCUCCUAUUGGCCUAGUCGGCCCUUCUAUCAACCGCACGCCCCCUCCCUUUUCUCGUCAGUGUGACAUGGACGUCGUGUGUGGGGGAACCUGGAUCAGUGACACAGGGUCCCGACACACUGACUCCUUCUCAGACAAUGGCGGGCUGCCUGUGUACGCCAUCGCAGCUUGCAUGAAGCAUGUCUCAAGUCUACGACAAGUGCUAGGGUGGUUGAAAUCGUGGCGGGGCUCGAUGUGGAUGGUCUAA